Nicotiana attenuata is the source of this 1574-nucleotide messenger RNA. Its product is annotated as putative GDP-L-fucose synthase 2. The coding region runs from base 86 to 1027 and encodes 313 amino acids. The transcript is spliced from 2 exons. Gene Ontology annotation, biological process: nucleotide-sugar biosynthetic process. The record is from RefSeq and is a predicted model, not a curated record. Lineage: Eukaryota; Viridiplantae; Streptophyta; Magnoliopsida; Solanales; Solanaceae. Gene Ontology annotation, molecular function: GDP-L-fucose synthase activity.
UAUUUAGCUCCUUCCUCUCGAGCUUAGUUCAUUUCAUUUCACACACACACACACACACCGAAAUCUGAGGCCACACAGACAAAAAAUGCCGAUAGACACAUCCGCCAAGAUCUUCGUCGCCGGCCACCGCGGGCUCGUCGGGUCCGCCGUGGUCCGAAAACUCAACCAAUUAGGCUACACAAAUCUCCUCCUCCGUACACAUUCCGAUCUCGAUCUCACAAACCAAUCCGCCGUCGAAUCCUUCUUCGCCGCCGAGAAACCUCAAUACGUCAUCCUCGCCGCCGCUAAAGUCGGCGGCAUACACGCAAACAACACAUAUCCAGCAGAUUUCAUCACUGUAAAUCUCCAAAUCCAAACAAAUGUCAUCGUUUCGUCAUUUAAUCACAAAGUCCAAAAGCUUCUGUUCCUCGGUUCCUCGUGUAUUUACCCUAAGUUUGCACCUCAGCCAAUUCCCGAAAAUGCCCUUUUAACUGCUCCUUUAGAACCUACAAACGAAUGGUACGCUAUUGCAAAAAUAGCCGGUAUCAAAAUGUGUCAGGCUUAUAGGCUACAACAUAAUUUUGAUGCUAUCUCAGCAAUGCCGACAAAUCUAUACGGUACAAAUGACAAUUUUCACCCUGAGAAUUCACACGUUUUACCUGCAUUAUUACGUAGGUUUCAUGAAGCAAAAAUUAACAACCUAGAUAAGGUUGUUGUGUGGGGUACAGGUUCACCUUUAAGGGAAUUCUUACACGUGGAUGAUUUAGCUGAUGCUGUGAUAUUUUUAUUAGAGAAUUACAGUGAUUUAGAACAUGUGAAUGUAGGGAGUGGGAGUGAAGUUACUAUAAAGGAAUUAGCUGAGUUAGUUAAGGAAGUUGUGGGGUUUAAGGGGGAAUUGAUUUGGGAUUCGACCAAGCCGGAUGGGACGCCGAGGAAGCUUAUGGAUACUUCAAAGCUUGUUGGAUUGGGAUGGACACCCAAGAUUUCGCUGCGGGAUGGUCUUGUUGAUACCUAUAAAUGGUAUUUGGAGAAUUAUGGCAAGCAAUAGUUCAGUGAGACCAUGAAUGAUUUCUGAUGAAUGCGCUGAUGCUGUUUCUGAAUCUUAAUGUUACCAAGAAGAAAAACAUCAACUGCUGCAUUCUAGUUGGAUGAUCACUGGUUCUGAGGACCUACAAAUUGCAUGGCGAUCGGCCCCAAGGACCAGCCUAUUUUGUGAGUGAGUAAUGACGCUGAUAGACUGUGUUUCUUUUCCACACUAGCUCCCCUCCCCUAUGUUAAGUGAGACUAGUGAACUGAAUUACUGAAGCCUGUUGAGUUCAUAUGGUUAUUUAUUGGAUAAGCUAUUAGAGGUAACAUAACGCUAAAUGACUUCGUGUUGCUGACAUUGGAAACUGUUAAUUCUGUUACUGGUGUUCGUUUCACCAUUCACACAAGAAGCUGCUAUAAGGACGAGUAUCGAUCAUUGUUUUAUUUGAAAUUGAUUUCUUUGCAUAUCAUGUUUAUGACUAGGUGGCUUAUAAACUUCAUUAUGUCACGAUGUAUUUAUGUCCAUAUUUUGAAACUAAUUCUUGCUGGAUAUUUAUCUUUGUUCAUUA